CCAGAUGUGGAUGACGUCAGUGACCCCCACACUUUCCCAUCCAAUUAUCUCUGAGACCCCAGCCGCCCCUGGCUUUAUCUGUGAAACUGUUUAUGGAAGGCCUUUCACACACAUUCUAUGGUCCUGAGGAGGAAAAAUGAAAUCCUUUGAAAAGACCACCAGUGUGCAAGCCUCUUAAAACUCACGAGGACAAUUUGGGAAAAUCUUCAAACUGAAGCUACUUGCUGCUUUGGAAUCUGGAAAACAACACAAAAGUCCAUCAACCCGUCCAUGUUGCAGGAUGAGAGCAGAGGAGCUGAUGCCUUGUGUUCUUAUCACUCUGCUGGGGCUGACCCUGAUGGAGUCAACUCAUGGACAGCACAUGUCAGAUGAACCCUGCUCCGUCCAGAUCCUCGUCCCAGGACUCAAAGGAGAGCCAGGAGAAAAGGGAGAGAAAGGGGCACCUGGGAGACCAGGAAGAUUGGGUCCACUAGGGGAGAUGGGACAUACUGGAGUUAAAGGACAUAAGGGUAUUAUAGGACGUUAUGGGAAAAUGGGCCCCUGUGGAAUCAAAGGUUUAAAAGGAGAUAUGGGGGAUCCUGGGCCAAUGGGCCUGAAUGGUGAUCCAGGUGUUCCAUGUGAAUGCACACCCCUGAGGAAGAUGAUUGGUGAGAUGGACAUCCUAGUGGCCCAGUUAUCCAAUGAGAUGAAGUUCAUCAAAACUGCACUGCCCUCCCCUGCAGCUGUCGCCGGCAUCAAAGAGACCGACAGUAAGGUCUAUCUACUGGUCAAGGAGGAGAAACGCUACACCGAUGCAGAGGUCUAUUGUCAGGGAAGGGGUGGACACUUGGCCAUGCCCAAGGACGAGGGGGCCAACGCAGCCAUCGCUGGGUACAUCACUGAGGCGGGCCUGAGCCGGGUGUACAUUGGCAUCAAUGACAUAGACCGUGAGGGCCAUUUCACCUACGUGGAUCGCUCCCCCAUGAGCACAUUCAGCAAGUGGAGGGAAGGAGAACCCAACAAUGCCUACAGGGACGAGGACUGUGCUGAGAUGAUGGCGGCGGGGGACUGGACAGAUGUGGCCUGCCAUCCCACCAUGUACUUUGUGUGUGAGUUUGACAAGGACAUUGUCUGAGGGGAAUUUUGAGAGUGGUAGUGAGUUGGAAGGGCAAAGGCCUCAUUGGAGCUGCAUGACAGAGAGAGGCUAUAAUUAUAGAGAAGCCUUUUAUAGUUAUACAGAUGAUGUUCAGUAUGAAACAUUAUUUUGACACAGCUGCAUUUGUUUAAUCACCCACCAGUGCUAAAUAUCAUUGUACAGUUUAGAAUAUUGUGUAUAGAAUACUGUGUAUAUAGUUGUGUAAAAACAAGGUUUCUUCUCAGUUUUUCCAGAAUUCUGCUUUUUUGACUUGAAAGUUUGAAUUGAAUGGAUGCUGUUUUUAUAAACCUUUGCAUUGAAUGGCUACAGCAACUUUUAAUAUGGACCAUGCAAAGUCAACAAAGUAGUGAGUAACUGUAGAUGCAAAAUGUAUUUACUAUUACCCAAUACAUGUUGGAAAAUACACAAACAUGUCUUGUAGUAUGUUCAUAUUGUUGGUCUGUUAUCUUUUUAUAAAAGUAAUUUCUUGGAAAGUGCACUUACAGGAACAAUAGACAAGCUAGCUAUGUAGGUUGGCAUAGAGUAGUUGGGGAUGGGCUUGAAAGUGUUUGUGAGGUCUGUCAGAUGUCUUGACUUCUGCCAUGUGCCUUGACUUCAAUGAUGGUGCAGAGUUCAUGUAGCUGACAUUAUCCAGAUAAUUAAUGGUUUCUGGUAUGUUAUGGGAUAUUCAUCAGCAAAAAAACAGAAAGAAAUAAGAUUUUGGGACAUAUCAUAAUGUCUGUUUCACCAAUAGGCUUUCAACGACUGAAUGCAGUAUCUAUUCUAAAAUAUGGAAAUGUAUGUCCUUUUAACAGAACAGUGUCCUCAGGGAUGCAGAUGGUGAAAUAUGUGAUUUGGUAUUGCUCAUUUGCCUGUAAUGUACAACAUAAUCACUGAUACUAAUAGUAGUUCAUUUAUUUUUCUAUUUACAAGUAAACGCUAUGUAACUGUCCUACUGGUGUAUUUUGUAGGUUACCUCCACCUAGUGGCUAAUAGUGAAACACUCCUACCACUGUUCACUGUUGAUCUCCUCACAUAGAGCUAUCGGGAAUGUUACCAAAUUAAAAUGGAAAGAUAGACACAAACCAGAUGUGGCUAUUUCUAGAAAAACAUAAUAUACUGACACCACAUUCAAUUUCAACCGGCAUACCUUGCAUGUGAACCUAUUAACUUAUAUAGACUAACAGGUUUAUGAUGCUUGCAGAUCAUCUACAAUUUAAUUUUAAAAAUCCAGUCCUUAUAAUGACCUUUUCCUCUCAUACCAAUGUUUAUAAAAUAUGUAACAUGUUACUCUAUAGGCAUACCUCUUAUUUUAUUUAACUAGGCAGGUCAGUUCAG
Molecule: messenger RNA, 2452 nt
Organism: Oncorhynchus kisutch (coho salmon)
Lineage: Eukaryota; Metazoa; Chordata; Actinopteri; Salmoniformes; Salmonidae
Product: collectin-11-like
Exons: 7
Coding region: 281-1114 (277 amino acids)
Biological process (GO): ossification
Molecular function (GO): growth factor activity
Source: RefSeq, a predicted model, not a curated record